Molecule: messenger RNA, 2019 nt
Organism: Lactuca saligna
Lineage: Eukaryota; Viridiplantae; Streptophyta; Magnoliopsida; Asterales; Asteraceae
Source: the annotation of a GenBank genome assembly
GGGAAUCGUAGGGAACUGAAACACAUGCAGAGGUGGUAGUUAUUUGGAGUUGCCGUGACAAUGUCGUCAACGUUAAUGCAGACGAAGAAACGUGCUGCCGGAGCACUGUUUGCCCUCGCCCUAAACCAUGUCCAGAUCCACCAGACUCGUCCUUUGGCCAAUGCAAUCGCCGCCGAUUCCUUCUCCAAUGAGCGUCGCCUUUGGGUCCACGAGUCCUCCGGUCUCCUCCGCCCUAUUUUCAGGUUCCUAGAAAUUGAAAGUGCAGCUUGGCCUGAUCUGGAGACAACUGCUAUCUCUUCUAAUGUCAGGCGUAAUGUUGGAUCAUUUUUACGAGUACUUGCGGAAGAAAAUGAUGGAAGUGCUUCUAAGGAAGUGUCAGAACAAGAACUUGCAUUAUCCAAAGCUGUAGAUGCGAUGGUAUCAAAUAUAGAAACAUCUCCAGAACAUUUUGAGCAUAAAAAAGAAAAGCAUAGGUUAUACGCGCAUGAAUGGCGUGAAAAAUUUUCAGUUAAUGAAUCAAUGGCUGAAACAAAGGAGCACCUUCAAAAGAAGGAAGAGAAGGAUUGUAAGUCACCAAGGUCUGAACAAGUGCCUGCUGCGUCCAAUAGUGAAGUGCAAGAAAAAAGGUUUGAAGAGGUGGGAUUGAUUGGGAAUCAAAGGAAAGUUGCGGUUUUAUAUGAGCUUCUUUCAGCUUGUUUGGCUGAUACACCUGAAGAUGAUAAAACAACUGAAAGACCUCCAAAAGGGUAUGAUGCUCGUCAUCGUGCUGCUUUGAGGUUGCUCACAACGUGGUUUGAACUCAAGUGGAUUAAAAUGGAAGCAAUUGAGGUGGUUAUUUCAUGUUCAGCAAUGGCUGUUUUGAAACAAGAUGAUGGAGUCGAAAAUGUACAAACUUCAGAUGACUCAUGGGAGAAGUGGAAACGUGGAGGUCUCAUUGGAGCAGCUGCUGUAACUGGUGGAACCCUAAUGGCAAUCACUGGUGGUUUAGCUGCUCCAGCAAUUGCAUCAGGAGUUGGUGCUUUAGCACCUACAUUAGGCACCAUUGUGCCAGUGAUUGGAGCUGGUGGAUUUGCUGCUGUUGCAAGUGCUGCAGGAAGUGUUGCAGGUUCUGUUGCAGUAGCUGCAUCAUUUGGAGCUGCUGGGGCUGGACUUUCGGGGACUAAAAUGGCUAGAAGGACAGGAAGUGUGGAUGAAUUUGAGUUCAAAGGCAUAGGGGAAAACCACAACCAAGGCAGGUUGUCUGUUGGGAUCAUGGUGUCAGGAUUUGUAUUUGAGGAACAAGAUUUUUUAAGGCCUUGGGAAGGACAAAAUGAUAACUUGGAAAGGUAUGCGUUACAGUGGGAAUCCGAGCAUCUGAUUGCUGUAAGCACUGCAAUCCAGGAUUGGCUUACAUCAAGAAUUGCAAUGGAAUUAAUGAAACAAGGUGCUAUGAUGACAGUUUUAAGCUCUCUUUUAGCCGCUUUAGCCUUGCCUGCAACUUUACUCACUCUAACUGACAUCAUCGAUAGCAAAUGGUCCAUUGCUGUGGACAGAUCUGACAAGGCUGGAAAGCUUCUUGCUGAAGUGUUGGUCAACGGAUUGCAAGGUAACAGGCCUGUAACACUAGUGGGAUUUUCACUUGGAGCACGUGCGAUUUUUAAGUGUCUUCAGAGUUUGGCUGAAACGGGUCAUGUUGGACUUGUGGAAAGAGUUGUUCUACUUGGAGCACCAGUUGCUAUUAAAGAUGAAAAUUGGGAAGCUAUUAGGAAGGUUGUUUCUGGGAGAUUAGUAAAUGCUUAUUCAACCACUGACUGGAUGCUUGGAGUAGCUUUUCGUGCCAGUCUUCUUAGUCAAGGAUUAGCUGGAAUUCAACCGGUGGAUGUUCCUGGAAUAGAGAACGUUGAUGUUACAGAAGUGAUAGAGGGCCAUUCUUCUUAUUUGUGGGGCACUCGAGAGAUACUAGAUCGCCUUGAUCUUGAUGGAUAUUAUCCUGUUUUUAAAGUUGCUCAUAAGCAUCAAAAAGCAAACGAAAAUGCCUGA